This is a messenger RNA of Vigna angularis (adzuki bean), 1076 nucleotides long. Its product is annotated as protein transport protein yos1. Gene Ontology annotation, biological process: endoplasmic reticulum to Golgi vesicle-mediated transport. Gene Ontology annotation, cellular component: endoplasmic reticulum membrane; COPII-coated ER to Golgi transport vesicle; Golgi membrane. Bases 677 to 910 code for a protein of 77 amino acids. The record is from RefSeq and is a predicted model, not a curated record. Lineage: Eukaryota; Viridiplantae; Streptophyta; Magnoliopsida; Fabales; Fabaceae. The transcript is spliced from 2 exons.
CUCUGCAUAUUCGUUCUUUCUCUUUUCGCUAGAAAAUUCAGUGCUGUGGUUUUUUAGUUUGUUUUACUUCUUGAUUGGAUUGAGAUUAUUUUAGUUUUGGGGUUAACAUAACAUUCAUUUGAUAUUGUGCAUACUGUUAUUGUUCAACUGAGAUUACAAUUUUAUAUGUUUUUGUUUGCAUGCGAGAUUUGGUUGUGCCAUCGGUUUACAGAGUGUUAGUAACCAUGGAAUGUUCUCUCUGAUUUUCUCCCGAAAGAGAUUUGUGUUAAACCAAUGUGUAGUUGUUGCUAGGAAAACAAACUUGUGUUCAAAGUUGGAAGUAAAACUUAUUGUUUGGCCUUUAACUUUGAUUGUCAGUGAAGAAUCUUGUGUGGAAUGAUCAAGGACGGAUUGAACCUGUAAAAUCACUUUCUUAUUAGUUAAUAAUACCUCUGGGUCUUAUCUUUCUUUAAAUUCGAUCUUUUCGCUCUUCAUUCUUUUCGGUAUUCAGUUUUCUAAGUUUUCUCUGUUUACUGCGAAGAUGCGUAGUUACUCAAGUUAAUUUGAGGGGAGAUUCAGUUUUAUAAGUGUGUAAAUGAGAGAAGUGUUGGGAAUACACAUUUAUUAGAAGUAAGAAAGUUGAUUACGAAUACACAUUUGGGUUGGAGGCAUCAUCACUCCGUUUUGUGGGCAGAAAAUGGGUUUCUGGACUUUUUUAGAAGGCGUUUUGCUCUUUGCAAAUGCAUUGGCAAUUUUGAAUGAGGAGCGGUUCCUUGCUCCAAGAGGAUGGACUUUGGCAGAAAUGACAGGGCCUAGGAGGAGUUCUCUUAAAGGGCAAAUAGUAGGACUCAUAUAUGCUUGUCAAUUCUUGAGACUUCCUCUAAUUCUCUUCAACGCUAUCUUUAUAAUUGUGAAGCUGGUCUCUGGAUAACAUAAUAGAGUGGCAUUGAAGCUCUGUGCAUGAUAUGUACAUUUUGUGUUCUGUUAACAUUUGCAAUCGUAUAAGUUCAAUUCUGAUGUAUAAUGAACAGAGUAAAUCAGUUGUAUCAGUUAAGUAUUGAAUCUGUCUUGAUUAUCAUUCUCAAUUCCCUUUGAAA